AUGGAGAAAGGACUACUCAACGAACAAGAAAAGGACUCGCAGCCAUCGCAGCCCCCACAUCCAUCCUCGUGGAGAACCGGGUUCUGGCGCCGCUUUCCCCAUUCCGGAAUUUUCGCUCUUGCCACCGCGCUGGCUGCGUCUGUCAGCAUGAUAUACAUCAUCACCGCCUCAGAUGGACAGCCUAUUACCUCUUGGAAGUACCAGCCCACCGUUUGUCUCGCCAUCUCGUACACAAUCGCCAAUAUCGCUUUACAAUACGCCCUCGCGCAGGCUAUCACUAUCGCGUGGUGGGUGAAAGCCCUGAAGGGCGACGCCAAAGUCAAGGAUCUGCACGAUAUCUGGGCAUUUGGGCAUGGAGUCGUUCCGAUACUGCGAUCGGGACGGUCUUUCAAUCUUGUCGCUUUGGCUGGACUCGCUGUUACGCUGGCGCCUAUCAACGGACCUCUUUUGCAACGCGCUUCUGUCAUUCACGAGCGAACGCAGGUCGAGAUGAAGAAUAUCACUAUAGCCGUCGCAGGAGAGAUUCCCGUGGGCUAUACGGGUGCUUACAGCAAUCUCGAGAAUCCUACUUUGAUGUCACCUUCGUUUAGCGAAAUUGCCAUGCAGCAUACUGAUGGCCGAUCUAUGAAUGUCUCAGGUUCAGGCUGUGAAGGCCUGUGCAAGGGCACAUUACGUGGCGCCGGCUAUGACAUGCGCUGUAUGCAGGAUAGCAUUGGCAAUUACAACUAUUCUGCGUUUGGUGGUAGUUGGGUUACGAAGGCAGAUAUCUUCUGGUCAAACUUCACUACCGAAUAUGCUCCUUUUGAAGGUCAAGAGAUAGUCAUGAACUUCACUGCAAUCUACAAAGGCGAUGAGGGGUGUUUUGCGCCAAUCAACAGAACCAAUUGCGAGCUGCGGCCUGCCACUAUGGAGUAUCCCUUCAUAUUAAGCAACGAUUCGAUCACUCUAGACCCAGACAGCUCAUGGAGAUCCGACCGAGUGCUGGCUCUUCACUCACCCUGGAUUGACUCGGACUCAGACUAUCGAGUUCAGAGUACUUAUUCUGGUGUGUAUCUUUAUCUAGAUGCACAGUGGAAUUCAAACAUGUACACGUACAUUGCUGGCGGCCCUCUAGGCUGGAGAGGCUACACCUCCGGAACGACUGCACUCAGAUAUAUGAAAGACUUUGUGGGCCUGGACGCCGGCUUUUGUGAAAUGAAGCUUCCAGAUCCGACAUCCGAUGUCCUGACGUCAGUACGCGAGCUGGCUUUUCGAACCGCCCUAUACAUACCUCAUACAAAGGGUGAUAUCAUGAAAGUGAAUCCAGAACCUUACGUCGACAGUCCAUACUACUUCUUCGUACCAAUAAGUGAGUCGGAAAAAAAGCGUAUGUUCGAACAAACAGUCGAGAUCGAGCAGACCGCGAAAGACAUCGUGUUCAAGAGUCAAUACCCAUUCCUCGCCCUUGCCAUAGGCAUUACGCUAGUAGCAACGGGCUGUGUUUUCACAGUAUUAGCGGGAUGGUGGCAUCUAGGUCGCGAGGUGUCACUCUCACCAAUCGAAAUUGCAAGAGCCUUCAACGCGCCGCUUCUUGCUGAUUCGCAUCCCAAUGCAGAGGUUAGGAGGCUACUCGAGGAAUGCGGCGAUCAACGAUUGAGAUACGGAGUAGUGUGGGAGAAUCCUGACUAUCCCGUGACUUCGAUACCGACCCUGAGAUUGGAGAAGACGGAGCUUUGCGAGAAACCGCGGCAUGGACAGGUGCUAGGUCAUUAG
Messenger RNA from Alternaria ventricosa, 1752 nucleotides. RefSeq lists its product as uncharacterized. The record is from RefSeq and is a predicted model, not a curated record. Bases 1 to 1752 code for a protein of 583 amino acids. The transcript has a single exon. NCBI's taxonomy places the organism in Eukaryota, Fungi, Ascomycota, Dothideomycetes, Pleosporales, Pleosporaceae.